Molecule: messenger RNA, 555 nt
Organism: Plectropomus leopardus (leopard coralgrouper)
Lineage: Eukaryota; Metazoa; Chordata; Actinopteri; Perciformes; Serranidae
Source: RefSeq, a predicted model, not a curated record
UCCGCAUCUGAAGAAUCUGGGUGAAAAGUAGACCAUCGGCUCGGGAUGUAAGGGACCGCCAUCUGAAGACAAAACAAAGAAUACUCAGUGGAUUGUGGAUGAGUUAUCGAGGAUUAGAAAUAAUUGGAUAGAUCCACUCACGAGAUGAAGGUCCGUGUAGUUCAGAUUUGGGGCUUCCUGAUGACGGUUUUGGGCUGGAUCUUCGUGGCCUGCACCAUGGCCAUGGAGGGCUGGAAGAUCACCUCCAUCGGGGGCAUGGGGGGCUCCUCCAUCAUCAAGGUGGCCUGGUACUGGUCCAGCCUGUGGAGAUCAUGUUUUACAGAUUCAACUGCUGUGAGCAACUGUUACGACUACCCGGUGCUCUGGUCUGUGGAGGGCCACAUCCAGAUAGUGCGAGGCCUGCUGAUGUCGGCUCUCUCGCUGGGCAUGCUGGGGUUCGUGCUCAGUCUUUUGGGGAUGGAGUGCACCUUCAUCGGGGGGAAAGACCGCUCAAAGUACAAGAAGAUCUACGUCGGUGGAUGGUGCCACAUAAUCAGCGGUAAUGUCUGUUUUUAA